Messenger RNA from Lathyrus oleraceus (garden pea), 1386 nucleotides. RefSeq lists its product as uncharacterized. Bases 356 to 1180 code for a protein of 274 amino acids. Lineage: Eukaryota; Viridiplantae; Streptophyta; Magnoliopsida; Fabales; Fabaceae. The record is from RefSeq and is a predicted model, not a curated record. Gene Ontology annotation, cellular component: nucleus. Gene Ontology annotation, molecular function: RNA polymerase II general transcription initiation factor activity; protein heterodimerization activity; core promoter sequence-specific DNA binding. The transcript is spliced from 7 exons.
AUUUAUUUAUUUAUUUAUUAAAUAACUUAAAUUUCUUCGUCAAACUCGUACGUACGGAUAUUCCGGUGAAUCGAAACCUCGUUGGUUUCUGUCGCACACCUGACACCACCUUCGGAUCUCACAUCACACCACACAAACGCAUUCUUCCCUUCCUUUCAUUUCAAUUUUCUCUUCCAAGUCGUUUCCUUCUUAUUGAAAUCCCCAUUUUUCAUUCUAGUUUGUCUUUGAUCCCAAUUUGAUGCUAUGAAGAAGAAGCUCGAUACCCGUUUUCCUGCUGCGUUGGGAUUGCUAUCAUUGCGGUUGCUGCUGCCGUUGCGGCUUGAAUUUUUAUUGCACGGCUCGGAUAAAGAAGAUAAUGCAAGCGGACGAGGACGUUGGAAAGAUAGCACUAGCAGUCCCUGUUUUAGUUUCAAAAGCCUUGGAAUUAUUUCUGCAAGAUCUUUGUGACCGCACUUAUGAAAUAACUCUACAGAGAGGAGCAAAGACCAUGAAUGCAUUGCAUUUGAAACAUUGUGUACAAAGUUACAACGUCUUCGACUUUUUAAGAGACAUCGUCAGCAGGGUUCCUGACUACGGGCACGGCCAUGGCCAUCCUGAGACUGGAGCUGAUGACCGCACCCUUCCGAAGAGAAGGAAACCUGCUGCCGACGAUUGCAAUGACAGCGAUGAAGAGACUAAGCGGAGUAAAAUGCUAGAGUUGGGCCACACCGGCGGAACUGGUAGGGGAAGAGGGAGAGGUAGAGGAAGAGGCCGCGGUCGAGGAGCUCGAACCGCAGAGAAAGAGACCUUACAUCAGCAGGUUGAAUCUGAACCUUGCACCUCUAUUCAUCAAAGUAGCAAAGAAGCCCCUGAUACAAAUAUGGCAAUCGAUAACGGUCCGGAACCAAAGGAGUUAUCAAAGGAAAACAUUUCAGUUCACGACGAAAGCACUCGAUCUUUCCGAAACAUCGAUUUAAAUGCCAAUAUACAAGAAAACGAGGACAGAGAGAAUACAAGCACGGCCACUCCUCAGGCCUCGUUGCCUGAACCCGCUGCAAUAACGGAUAUGCAACAUGAAGAAAUUCCAGGUUGGUCCCUUGCUGAUGUCGACAAGAUGGCGAUCGACACGUUACAGCUCGCAGCGAAUCUCGGUAAUAGACUAGACGAGGAGGAGGAAGAUUAUGAUGAGGAGGAAGGGUAAUAGAUUAAAGUGGAAAACCCUUUUUUUGUAAUCUGGUAUAUCAAUGAUCUUGUGUAGCAAAUGUAGUUUUUUUCUUCUUCUUGUUAUUAGUAAUGUUAGUUUCAUGCACUUUUUAGGAUUUAAAAGGAUGUUGUUGUAGGUUACAUCAACUUUGGUAGUUGAGGAUUAUAAAUUUCUUGAUAAAGCUUGAUUACAAGAUGAUUUCA